AUGGAACCACAACGGCCAACAGCUCCCCAAUACACCUUAGAUGUCUUCGCCGAUCCGACCUGCGUAAAAGAUGUCUGCAAAGCCAUCCUCCACACCAUCUUCUUCCACCGCUACUUCACCCCCAUAGCCCCCCUCACCCGCGACCUCCUCGAUCUCACCCUCCCCGCCAUCGACGACGUCGACCUCGAGACCCAAAUCGACCAGCGUGCCGCCGCGCUCGUGCGGGAAAUCGACACCGCCGACUCCGCGGGCGGCUCCGCGUCGCGCGGCCGCGGGCAGCUAGCAAUCUUGUUCUACGAGAAGCGGAGGCGGAAGGCGUUUUUCUUCGGGAAGAACGAGGAGGAGAUCUGUUGGGAGCGGUGGAUUUUGGACGUGACGGUGGGAACACCGCGGACGGAGACGGAUCGGAUUAAGGUUCGGAAAGCAAUGGAGAAGUCCCUGCAGAAGACCGCGAUGAAGAUUGUCAAUAUUGUCAAUCGGGAUAAAGAUCAUAUUCCGCCCAUCACGACCACGGAAUCGAAUCCGUUCCCGUACCAGAUUUUGGUGAACCCGAAGAGCGACGGAUGGAGUCAGCGGAUGGGCAUUUUCCAAUCAUGA
Eremomyces bilateralis CBS 781.70 is the source of this 597-nucleotide messenger RNA. Its product is annotated as DUF1649-domain-containing protein. The transcript has 3 exons. Gene Ontology annotation, cellular component: phagophore assembly site. The record is from RefSeq and is a predicted model, not a curated record. Gene Ontology annotation, biological process: autophagy; autophagosome assembly. NCBI's taxonomy places the organism in Eukaryota, Fungi, Ascomycota, Dothideomycetes, Eremomycetales, Eremomycetaceae. The coding region runs from base 1 to 597 and encodes 198 amino acids.